Vitis vinifera (wine grape) is the source of this 1074-nucleotide messenger RNA. RefSeq names its product gibberellin 20 oxidase 1. NCBI's taxonomy places the organism in Eukaryota, Viridiplantae, Streptophyta, Magnoliopsida, Vitales, Vitaceae. Gene Ontology annotation, biological process: flower development; response to light stimulus; unidimensional cell growth. The record is from RefSeq and is a predicted model, not a curated record. Gene Ontology annotation, molecular function: gibberellin 20-oxidase activity. The transcript is spliced from 3 exons. Bases 1 to 1074 code for a protein of 357 amino acids.
AUGGCACUUGAGAUUGAAGAACAUCCUGUUGAGUCACUCUCCUCAGGCCCCAAGCUAUGUGUUAAAAAUUUUGUUUGGUCAGAACACGAAUGGCCAUUGAUAAAUCACGAUGACUUUGCUGAUGGAGACGAUAUUCCAACGAUAAGUUUGGAGGGAAAUUUGAGUGGGAAGCCAUGCCAAGACUAUGACAAGGUGUGCCAAGUCAUGGUGACUGCUUGUGAGAAGUGGGGGUUCUUCAAGUUGGUGGAUCAUGGGGUUGCUAUAGAAACUGUGGAAAAUGUGAAAGUUCAGUUGAAUGAGCUUUUUGAUCUUCCAAUGGAUCAGAAGCUGAAAGGGGCUCGAUCCACAAGCUUGCCAUUGGGGUAUUGUGCCUCAAAUCCUGAGUAUGGACAAAAUCUACCAUGGGCAGAGAUCUUACAAUUGCUUCAAUCACCACAACAGGUUGUUGCCUUUGCAAGAAAGGUGUUUGGUGAUCAACAUCAGCCAUUUAGCAAUGCAAUGGUGAAGUACAUGCAAGCAUUGGACAAAUUAGGAAUGAAGAUUUUUGAAAUGUUGGCACAUGGAAUGGGGCUUCCUGAUGACUUCUUUACAAAGAAUUUUGAAGAGAAAGAGGCCACCAUGAUCAGGGUGAACAGAUACCCUCCUUGUCCCCUACCUGAGAAAUGUCUAGGGGUUGGGAGUCAUUCAGACCCCCAUACCCUAACAAUAUUGCUACAAGACGACGUGGGCGGUCUUCAGGUUUUGAAGAGUGACAACCAGUGGAUCGGAAUUCGUCCUGUCCCAAAUUCAUUUGUCAUCAACAUUGGCGACACCCUCGAAGCAUGGACUAAUGGGAGACUAAGGAGUGUAGUGCAUAGAGCAGUGGUGAAUAAGGAGAAGCACAGGCUAUCAGUGGCAUAUUUCCUCAGCCCCGCAACCUCUGCCAUCAUAGAUUGCCCUCCUCAGCUGAUAGAGUCAAGCACCAACCUCAGAAAGUAUGUGAGUUUCACUUGGGGAGAAUUCAGAAAGGAGCUUUUGACACAAAAGAGGGUUGUGGGUAAAACUGCCCUCAACAGAUAUCUCAUAUCUCCUUGA